Messenger RNA from Miscanthus lutarioriparius, 2133 nucleotides. The record is from the annotation of a GenBank genome assembly. NCBI's taxonomy places the organism in Eukaryota, Viridiplantae, Streptophyta, Magnoliopsida, Poales, Poaceae.
AUGGUGGUGAACGGCCGGCCGCUGAAGAGGGCGAGGGCGCGGGUCGAGGCCACGGACUUCGCUAGGUUCCCGGCGGCCGGAGAUUGCGGGGCGGCUGGGACGUUCAGGGAGGCGGUGAGGGGGUUCCUCGCAAAGCAUGCGAGGCUGCUCCCGUUGCCGUCCAUCUUCUCUCCGGCGGCCGCGGCCGGCCCGCCGCACCUGCUGAUCUGGAGGGUGUCCCUAACGGUCGGGGAGACGGGGGAGGAAGAGAGCGGCGGCAGGGUGGAGCUCAACGUCGUUGAGGAGGAUGUGCUCCGAUCCCGAUCCGUGUAUUGCGACCAGUGCAGAGUCGUGGGUUGGAGUGGGCACCCGGUCUGCGUGAAGCGGUACCAUUUCAUCAUCGAGAACGACAGUAUUUCUGGCCGCCAGCGCACCUGCUGCCUCCGUUGCGGAACACCCAUGGCCGCUGGAGAAUCAAGGUGUGCUCUGUGCAAUUUCGAUAUGGAUGGUGAGGAGGUCGAAGAGUGUGCAUAUCUGCAUCUGGAUGACUCAUCUCACUUGCUGCACGCUGUGGUGCAUGCAAAUGGUUAUGGGCACCUUCUCAGGGUAAAUGGGCGUGAAGGUGGCUCAAGAUUCCUCACUGGCCGUGACAUAAUGAGCUUGUGGGAUCGCUUGUGCAAGGUGUUACAUGUGAGGAAGGUAACUGUCAUGGACAUAUCCAAGAAACAUGGAAUGGACUAUAGGCUUCUGCAUGCAGUAACAAGCGGGCACCCUUGGUAUGGCCAAUGGGGAUACAAGUUUGGUGCUGGCAGCUUUGCCCUCACCUCAGACACCUACCAAAAUGCAGUAGACAUGCUUUCCAGCAUAAACCUGGCGCUGUACUACUCACACCGCAGCCCAAUUAGGACUGCAUUGCAGAACACAAUUGCUCUUUAUUGGGCGCUCUCUGAUCGCCAACUAGUGACCCUCCGGGAUCUUUUCCGCUUCAUUAUGCACCUCCUUCAUCAAGGUCAAAAGAUGUCAAAACCCACAACUGACAAGCACAAGGAGCUUACAUCUAAUGAGCUAUGUGCAUGGACUAAAGAAGAUUUACAUCGAGCAGAAGGUGCAAUGCUCAAGGUUCUCCAGGUUGUCCAAACUGGACAGUGGGUAUCUUGGCGCGCACUUAGGGGUGCUGCGUCGAAGGCUGUUGAUUCGCAGGAGCUGCUUGAUUAUUCUCUCCGAGAACUGGGUGGGAAACAACUGGAUAAUGGCCUUUCUGUUGCUGUCCGCUGCAAUGCUGAGACUAGUGCAAUUGAGUACAGGCUGGAAUCUUCCUCCAUUCGGUCUCCAGCAAAUGCAGCUACAUUUGGACCUUCUGUUGAACAACUGUUGCAUGAUCUUAGGUUCCUCUAUGAUGCUUUGCUGAACCCAGAGUCCAUGUUGUCUUCACAGCCAGAGGUGGUUGGUGCAUCAGCUCACAGCGCAGCAGCAAAGAUUAUUGAUUGCAAGCAGUUCAUCAAACAUUAUGAUGAGCAUGCACUGCGGACUCCUUCAAACCCAUACCUGCUUUGUGUGAGGUGCUCCAUUGAACUGCUUGAUCACCCAAAAGAUUACACAACACCUCCAGAGGAACUUGUACUUCUACCAGCAAGUGCUACCCUAGGUGACCUGAAAGUACAGGCUUCAAAGGCUUUCCAAGAAACGUACCUCAUGUUCCAAAGCUUCCAGACUGAACAGCUCCCUGACUUCCCAAACUUCAGUGACACAACCCCCGUGAAUCAUGUGCUUGGAUCAGGCCAGUUGCUUCGAGUAAGGGGACGUUGCACUGGGGAUUACAGGAGGAUUGUACAGUUCAGGAUGGAGAGGGGUUUGGAGAACUGGACGGUGGACUGCUCAUGCGGUGCCAAGGAUGAUGAUGGGGAACGGAUGCUAGCAUGUGACAUAUGUGGAGUCUGGCAGCAUACCAGGUGCUCGGGGAUAAGUGAUUUUGAGGAAGUCCCUGAAAAUUUCAUCUGCAGAAAGUGUGCUUUUCGCAAAGGGAAAGGACGUGGGGGUGGGGGUAGCAAUGGUGAUGGAACAAUGGAGGUUAGUGCGGCUGGGAGGUGCAAGGAUGAGAUUGGAUCAUCUGUUGGUGGUGCAGGCAAGUUUGGGCGCAUGGCAACAGUUGGAUGA